Molecule: messenger RNA, 3116 nt
Organism: Physcomitrium patens
Lineage: Eukaryota; Viridiplantae; Streptophyta; Bryopsida; Funariales; Funariaceae
Source: RefSeq, a predicted model, not a curated record
UAAAUAUAAACAUAUAUGGUACUGCCGUGAAUGGGCUAGGCUCCGGAAGGCGAGGCUCAGGAGUAGGACCAGGAGCUUCUCCGCGCUGCCUGCCUCCCCGCUGCGCAUCCCCCUCGCUGCUCUUUCUGCUGCCUUUGCCCCCUUUCCAGCCCCCCUCUGAUUUCCUGCGUGCUUGCUACAGGCUGCUGCUGCUUUAUUUUCCUCCCUCCCUCCCUCCCUACUGGAGCCAUUAGUUUCGUCUUGUUGGCGUGUUUGUGUCCAACUGGUGACUGCCGUAGGCACGGAAGGGAACGGAACGACAGUUUUCUUGGUGUUACAAAGCUUGAGUUCGACGACACGCUCUGGCGUACUUUGUUGGGUUCCGUUGGCAUUGUGAUCGCCUGCUCUGGUAUGUAGAGCGCGACACAGAGAGCCAAUACUGCCUUCGCGACUUCCAUCAGCCAAUCGGUCGUUAGCUGUCAUGGUGAUCGAGACGGGGCUUCAAGCCACUUCCCGGAAGUCGGGAGAACUGGUGCGGCUGAAGGACCUGCAAGCUCUACCAUUAGGUAUGUCGCCAAUAUUCAAGCUACCGCAACCAGGAAAAGAUGAGGACGACGAUGGGAAUGACUGCAUCUCCCUCAAGAAAUGGCAGCCCGAUGAGAUAGCGGCCCAAUCUAUAAUUUCCAACGGCAUGUCUUACAGUGCCUGGCGGCCGGUGAAGGAAAAGCAGUCAACUGCCUCUGUCAAUGGGAUUACCGUGGUCAGGGCCAGCGUCCGCAAACAUCCGAUAGGCUACGCCCCUCUCGUUGAAGCGAACGGGGAUGUCAGCCUGCCACCCUCCAUGAACGGAAACACCCACCCUAAGCAACUUUCCGAGAAUGAGCCCAAGAGGAUCGAACAAGACGAAUGGCGUGAGACUGGGCACGGAUAUAUAACUUCCGACGAAGACCCCGAAGAUGAGCUCGAGGACCAAGUUGCCAACACUGUGAAGGAGCCAGAAGUGAAGGAGGAGCGCACGAUAAGACCUCACCACCAACACAACAUCAGUCUCGUGAACGGGAUUGCCCCUCCACCGGCGCAAGCUGCGAACAGUGAGGGUAUUGUCUUCGACAUUAGUAGGCAUGAGGAUGGUAUCAGCAUCAGCCCUUCAUCGCCUCGCUCGCCCCAGGGCGGCAUUGCCUUCGACAUUACCUUGGAUGGCCAUUACGAUGACAGCUUGCCACGCCGGUCGACGGGGUCAAGCAGGGACAACGCGCGGCAUGUAUCUUUCGUUACCGGCCGCGAGUUGGAGCUCGAUUUGCCCAGCCCUCCUCGAUCCAAGGGCAAAUCUCCCUAUCGUUCUCGGAAAAACCACAGCAAAAGCCCUGUGAAGAGCAAACCAGGCUGGGAUAGCUCGGCGAAGGUCGGAACCCCGCCACCGCCCAUGCCGAAGAAAUUUGUGCGACCCACGUUGCAUGGUAUUAAAGUGAAGAAGGGCCAAGGCGGUGUGGCGAAGACAGCAGCGAGAGCAACCAUGACGUCCGCCGAAAUCCAUCAAGGCAUCGCAAUAAUGGAGGGUCGCUCGCGGGAUGUGCCUGUGGCCCGAUCCUGGGACCCCCAGUACUGCGGCGGGGGCGAGUAUGAUUCUGUGUCGCAGCUGAUCUCGAAAUCGCUUGCCUCCGCAGCUGAUGAGAUUAAGGAAGAUCCCCAUGGAUUUCACAAUCGACAGUACAUCCCACGAAGCAAUGGUGGUCGCAAGCAAGAUGACAACGGCGAGACCUUGAAGCUAGUGGGGUCCGAAUCCAACAAGUUGACAGGAGAAUUCGGGAGGUUCUUCAGCAAGCUACGGAGAUCAUCUGGUCCGGUGGCAAAGCCACCACCGAAGAUAGAUUCAAAAGCAGUGUCUCCGAGGGCGUCAUCCAACCCCAUAAUCAGCAAAAUCGCAAGAGGGAACUUAGACCCAGUGGACCAUCCCAAAUCCACCGCCAAGAAAAACCUUGCACCUGUUCAUUCACUCGACGUGGCCAGUGCGAACCAAAAGAUCGCAAUCGGAAGCUACGCGUCCUUGAAGCUGCUGCAAGAGUGUGCAAAAACUGAGCAGAUCCCUGCAACUCCUGCAUGUAACGCGCACAAACCUCGGAAGAUCAGGGAUCACGAGCCUCAUCGUCACUACUACAAGACUAUCUCUAAAACCCUUGAUUCAAAGUUAAAAAACUAGAGCGGCAGCGUCUUGUUGGUCACGACGCAGGAUUGUGGAUACCUCUACAGCCGAGGUUAGAAGUUUGGGUAUCAUCAGGAUCGGAGUAGACUCAUAGCAAUGGCUAAUCAUCUACCAGGACGUAACGCAAAGAAGAUAGUCCUAUCAAGAGUCUGGGACUCUCUGUACAUAUCCUCCUGUUGUCAAUGUUCCCUAGUGGUUGCUACAUCGUGAACGCUGGAUUCGUGUGGAGGUUGUUAACAUGGAGAAUACAAGCGAGGAGAACAACAGCUUUCGGAAUCCAUCUGCCGGUUGACGAGGGAUGUGAACUUCAGGAGCGGGAGUUCUUAAAGACUAGGACUAGUGGCAAGCCAACAUGCACUCGAAAUUCAAUGCUGGUUACUGAGAGCUUGCAACCGUUGAUCCUGUCAGCUCAUGCAUUUCUGCCUGAAAUACACUUGUCUGGAGCUUCGCUGUUGAGCGACAUAACCCCUCGAAACAGACUCCUCAGGAAAUUUUGCUGGUGCCACGUUCUUUUCCCCAUGGCUCUACCUUGCCUGCUCCUAUAAACUAGUCCGCAUAGUGUUAUCUAGUCGCAGGACCAUUCUCAGCAAGGAUAUAUUUAUUUUUAGUUUCUUCUUAUUAUUUUUUAUUUAGUCUAUUCUAUGUUUGGUUCAUGCUGAAAAUGGUCCGCUACUCUUCAGCAGCGAAGGCAAUCUCUGGAUAGAUACGAGAAUAUUUAGGUGGACUAAGUGACUUUGUAUCGUAAGAGUUCAUUCUUCGCUAUGAAGUUCGUCGUAGAUUUUCAACAACGUUGGUUGAGAUGCGAGUCUUGGAUGUAUUAUUUCUUCAGGAAUGUAUUAUUUGUGAGUGAUUAUAGUUGUUCGUUGUGCAACGAACUUUGAUUUCAACAUUGAUGUAAACUACUAAAUGACGAAAGUGAUACCUUUCCGUUUGAACA